This is a messenger RNA of Populus trichocarpa (black cottonwood), 3281 nucleotides long. RefSeq names its product protein ROLLING AND ERECT LEAF 2. Bases 738 to 3080 code for a protein of 780 amino acids. The record is from RefSeq and is a predicted model, not a curated record. The transcript is spliced from 5 exons. NCBI's taxonomy places the organism in Eukaryota, Viridiplantae, Streptophyta, Magnoliopsida, Malpighiales, Salicaceae.
UUACAAUGAUCAUUUAGUUUUUUUCCCUUUUUAGCUCUUCUCGAGGAGAGCUUCUAUUCUGUGCAUAUAUGUUUCUAUACAUACAUGGCCUCUAGCAUGAGUGCUGUGUUUGUUUUUCGUUCUUAUAUUCAAAAUCCUGACUUGGGUUUCUUCAGGAUUUGUUGUUCAUUUAUAGUCUAGCUCUUUGCUUUUUCUUAUGAAACACAGCUUACUAUUUGUUUUAUUUUUUUAUUAUCUGGGGAUUUUAGUAUUUAUAAGAAUAUAAUUUUUUCUUUUAUGUGCAACCAAUUAUUUGAGAUACUUAAUUUGUUUUAGCAGAUUCUUCCCAAUGGGUUUUUAUUUUUCUUUUCAAAAUUAAUUUCCUUCCACACUCUUCGUGUUUUCAUUCUAACAAGUAUUUCAUCCUUGUUCUCCUCCUUGUAUGCUCAUCAGCUAUGCAUUUUGCUAUUUUUUCUUUAAUUUUCUCACUUUGGAUUCUUUUUCUUCUUCUUCCAUCUGAUAAGUUCUGCUUUUAUCACUGCAAAAGGGCACUGCUAUUAUUUAAUUUCUUUCCAGUUUUUGCUUACAGCAUUUGCAGGUUUCAACACGUUAUCGGUCAAAAAUGGUGCCUUUUUUUUGUAGAGAAAAUCCAUAUGAAUCUGGUGAGGUACAAGAGGAGAUACUAUUGCGAUUUCGGUUUUGAUCCAAGCGUGAAAACUUCAUAGAGUGGGGAGGGAAAGGGAAGAUAAAAGAUAGAAAUGGGAUGUACUACCUCAAAGCUUGAUGAAGAAGAGGCAGUUCAACUUUGUAAAGAUCGAAAAAGAUACAUUAAGCAGGCUGUAGAGCAGCGAACACGAUUUGCAUCAGGACACUUGGCUUAUAUCCAGUCCUUGAAAAGAGUUUUGGCAGCUCUUAGGGAUUAUGUUGAAGGAGACGAGCCCCGAGAGUUCUUGUUAGAUUCAUUUAUAACGCCGCCUUUUACGCCUGUGAAGAAAACUAGUCCUGGUUUCAUCUCAAUUUCGCCGAAAUCUUUUUCUGCAGCACCUAUCCAAUCUGGACCUACUUCGACUUUGAAAGUAAAUUACUUGAGGUCAGGGGGGAACCAAUCAGUUUCAGUUGAGGAGAGACCUCAAUCACCGGAAACAUUCCGAGUCGAAUCGUACUCUCCAAUGCAUCAUUACGGUGCUGAUGGAUUCUUUGCGAUGCAAUCCUCACCAAUGUAUUCUUCGUUCUUCUCAUAUUCCCCCAACAAUAGGCCCAGCAUUCCUCCACCGUCUCCUCAAACUUCACAAUGGGAUGGCUUUUGGAACCCAUUUUCAUCAUUAGACUACUAUGGUUAUCCCAAUCGUAGCAGCCUUGAUCAGAUGGGUAUGGAUGAUGACAUAAGAGGACUAAGGCAGGUUCGAGAAGAAGAGGGGAUUCCUGACCUGGAAGAUGAAACUGAACAAGAAGACUCAGAUAACAAGGCAAACUUAGCAGGAGAACGAGCUAAGGUUGUUUCCAAUUACGCAAGAGAAGAAGUGCUUGUUGAAGAUGUUGACGAGGAUGAGGAUGAGGAGGAGGAUGAAGAAACUGAUAGUGACUGUGAAUGUGAAUGUGAAAGUGAACAUGAAGUAAAUGGGCCGCAAUCAGGAUUGCAAUCACAAGGUAGUGUGAAGAUAGAGCUAUCACGGUCUCAAAAUUCAGGACAGGUUGAGGUUCACAAUCAAGAAAUGGCAGCUGGUAAUGGUGAAGCCGCCAAGGUUGAAACACCAGGUUUUACUGUCUAUGUUAACCGAAGGCCAACAAGCAUGGCAGAAGUCAUCAAGGAUCUUGAAGAUCAGUUCACAGUUAUUUGCAAUUCAGCCAAGGAGGUGUCUGAUUUGUUAGAGUCUAGCAGAGCUCAGUACUCAUCAACUUCAAAUGAACUCACAGCCAUGAAAAUGUUGAAUCCAGUAGCACUGAUACGCUCAGCUUCAUCUCGGUCAUCAUCAUCAAGAUUUAUGAUCAAUUCUUCAAGUUCUAAAGAUGAAGAUUGUGAUAGCAGUAGUGACUUCUCAGAGGAAUCUUGCAUGCUCUCAGGUAGUCACCAAUCAACGUUGGACAGAUUAUAUGCCUGGGAGAAGAAACUCUAUCAAGAAGUUAGGUGUGGAGAAAAGGUUCGAAUUGCGUAUGAGAAGAAGUGUAUGCAACUCAGGAACCAAGAUGUUAAAGGAGACGACCCCUCCGUGCUGGAUAAAACAAGGACAGCCAUUAGGGAUCUGCAUACUCAGAUAAAGGUUUCAAUACACUCAGUUGAAGCGGUGUCAAAGAGAAUAGAAACUUUAAGGGAUGAAGAAUUGCAGCCUCAACUUUUGGAAUUGGUACAAGGGUUAGCGAGGAUGUGGAAAGUAAUGGCAGAAUGCCACCAGUCACAGAAGCGCACUUUAGAUGAAGCCAAGCUUUUACUAGCCGGCACACCUUCAAAACUUGAAGCAAAACGGCACUCUUCCAUGUCAGUUGCUGACCCUCAACGGCUAGCCAGGUCGGCUUCCAACCUAGAGACAGAACUCAGGAAUUGGCGAGCGUGUUUUGAGGCAUGGAUCACUUCUCAACGAUCCUAUCUUCACGCGUUAACCGGCUGGCUCCUCAGGUGUGUCAGGUUGGAUCCUGACACGUCAAAACUUCCAUUCUCACCUCCUCGAUCCAGUGGAACCUUUCCAAUAUUUGGACUUUGCAUCCAAUGGUCAAGGUUUCUUGAUGCAAUGCAGGAGAUACCAGUUCUUGAUGGCCUAGAUUUUUUUGCUGCUGGGAUGGGGUCAAUCUAUGCACAGCAGCUAAGAGACGAUCCACACAGGGUCCCAGUCAGUUCAAAGAGAUUUGGAGCUGGGUUGUCAGUUGAAUCAGGAAGAAGUAUGGAAUUGAUGGAGGUUGGUGAAGUAGAAGAUGUAAUGACUACAGAGAAAAUGGCUGAAGUUGCCAUAAAGGUACUUUGUGCAGGAAUGUCAGUUGCAAUGAGCUCACUGACCGAAUUUGCUAUUGGUUCUGCAGACGGAUAUGCAGAGCUUGUUAAGCAAUGGGAGAAUGUCAACUCCCAGAGUUCCAGUAGGGCUGGACAUAAUCCAGGAUAUCCCAGUGGAUAAUUUUGCUAGCAUCGUUGAUGUAAUUAUAAUUUAUAUGUUAUAACCUAAAUGGCAAAGGUAGUGUAGAGAAGUUGCUGCUCCUGCUAAUAUAUUUGUUUGAUUGAUUAGUUACCAAGCUAACUAAAGAAGAACACAGGAAGCCUCUAGAAAUGGAGCUGGGAUUGGGAAAAUCUAUCAAAUACAGAGGCUCGAUAUUUUUCA